Messenger RNA from Dipodomys spectabilis (banner-tailed kangaroo rat), 2271 nucleotides. Its product is annotated as extensin-like. The transcript is spliced from 2 exons. Bases 1 to 2271 code for a protein of 756 amino acids. NCBI's taxonomy places the organism in Eukaryota, Metazoa, Chordata, Mammalia, Rodentia, Heteromyidae. The record is from RefSeq and is a predicted model, not a curated record.
AUGUCCGCUGUGAAGCUAAAACGCUGUGACAGAACAGCAACCCGGAGCGUUAAGAGCACGGAGCAGCAAGUCCUCACCACAAAGAUCCCAUUCAACCUCUCCUCAAAGCCAUGGCCCGCUCCCCCCACCCCCGUGACCCCCGCUGUCCCCCCUUCGUGUCCUCCCCGCUGUCCCCCCGUGUCCUCCCCGCUGUCCCCCGUGUCCCCCGCUGUCCCCCCGUGUCCUCCCCGCUGUCCCCCCCGUGUCCCCUGCUGUCCCCCGUGUCCUCCCGUGUCCUCCCCGCUGUCCCCCUUGUCCCCUGUGUCCCCCGCUGUCCCCCGUGUCCUCCCCGCUGUCCCCCGCUGUCCCCCAUGUCCUCCCCGCUGUCCCCCCGUGUCCCCUGCUGUCCCCCGUGUCCUCCCGUGUCCUCCCCGCUGUCCCCCUUGUCCCCUGUGUCCCCCGUGUCCUCCCCGCUGUCCCCCGCUGUCCCCCGCGUCCUCCCCGCUGUCCCCCGCGUCCUCCCCGCUGUCCCCCGUGUCCCCCGUGUCCUCCCCGCUGUCCCCCGCGUCCUCCCCGCUGUCCCCCGUGUCCCCCGUGUCCUCCCCGCUGUCCCCCGUGUCCUCCCCGCUGUCCCCCGCGUCCCCCCGGUGUGAGGCGCCCCGGGGCGGGCACGGCUGCGGCUGCUUCCCUCCCACCCCGCGGCUGGACGCCGGGCUGGGCCCCACGGCCUCUGCUCCUCUCCCGGCCCCACGGGUGCUUCGCGGCCCAGCGGGCCCCGGUGUCCGGGCCGGGCCGUCCUCCCGCCGAGCGGCGACCCCUCACCUGCAGACGGGGCGUCGCCCCGGGCCGCCGACCCCUCGAGCGGCCUCCUCACGGGCCGCCGCCCCACGCCGCCUCCCCACGCCGCCGCCCCACGCCGCCCCACGCCGUCACACGUCACACGCCGCCUCCCCACGCCGCCUCCCCACGCCGCCCCACGCCGCCGCCCCACGCCGUCACACGCCGCCUCCCCACGCCGUCACACGUCACACGCCGCCUCCCCACGCCGCCCCACGCCGCCCCACGCCGCCGCCCCACGCCGUCACACGCCGCCCCACGCCGUCACACGCCGCCUCCCCACGCCGUCACACGCCGCCGCCCCACGCCGCCGCCCCACGCCGCCCCACGCCGCCGCCCCACGCCGCCUCCCCACGCCGUCACACGCCGCCUCCCCACGCCGCCCCACGCCGCCUCCCCACGCCGUCACACGCCGCCUCCCCACGCCGUCACACGCCGCCUCCCCACGCCGUCACACGCCGCCUCCCCACGCCGUCACACGCCGCCUCCCCACGCCGUCACACGCCGCCUCCCCACGCCGCCUCCCCACGCCGUCACACGCCGCCUCCCCACGCCGUCACACGCCGCCUCCCCACGCCGCCCCACGCCGCCUCCCCACGCCGUCACACGCCGCCUCCCCACGCCGCCUCCCCACGCCGUCACACGCCGCCUCCCCACGCCGUCACACGCCGCCUCCCCACGCCGCCUCCCCACGCCGUCACACGCCGCCUCCCCACGCCGCCUCCCCACGCCGCCUCCCCACGCCGUCACACGCCGCCUCCCCACGCCGCCUCCCCACGCCGUCACACGCCGCCUCCCCACGCCGCCUCCCCACGCCGCCUCCCCACGCCGCCCCACGCCGCCUCCCCACGCCGUCACACGCCGCCUCCCCACGCCGCCCCACGCCGCCUCCCCACGCCGCCUCCCCACGCCGCCUCCCCACGCCGCCUCCCCACGCCGUCACACGCCGCCUCCCCACGCCGUCACACGCCGCCUCCCCACGCCGUCACACGCCGCCUCCCCACGCCGUCACACGCCGCCUCCCCUCGCCGUCUCCUCACGUCCCGGGCCGUCGCCCCACGCCCUCUCGCCGUCUCCUCACGUCCGGGCCGUCGCCCCACGCCGCCAUUCCCCACGCCCUCCAGGUGGGCGCGCCGGCCCCGUGGUCGCGGACGUGGCGCGGCGCUGAGCGCUGGCCCGUGCGCGGGGCAGGCCUGUGAGGACUGUCCGAGAGGCCGGCGGGGAAGGCGGCGCGACGGAGAAGCGGGGCUCGGGCGUGAGCUCCACGGCGAGCACCGGCCUGCUCCCCGGCCCGACGUGCCGCUGACCCCGCCUGCUCCCCGGCCCGACGUGCCGCUGACCCCGCCUGCUCCCCGGCCCGACGUGCCGCUGACCCCGCCCCCCCGACGUGCCGCUGACCCCGCCUGCUCCCCGGCCCGACGUGCCGCUGACCCCGCCCCCCCGACGUGCCGCUGA